This is a messenger RNA of Elaeis guineensis (African oil palm), 1728 nucleotides long. Its product is annotated as peroxidase 19. NCBI's taxonomy places the organism in Eukaryota, Viridiplantae, Streptophyta, Magnoliopsida, Arecales, Arecaceae. Gene Ontology annotation, molecular function: heme binding; peroxidase activity. Gene Ontology annotation, biological process: response to oxidative stress; hydrogen peroxide catabolic process. The record is from RefSeq and is a predicted model, not a curated record.
GCUGGGCCCAGGAAAAUUCACAUCGGUCGUGACCCACGGGCCAACGCAAACUGACAACAAUAAGAACCCUCCUACAAACCCAUGAGUACCGUAACACCAAGCCAAUGUUGUUUUUUUUUUCCAUCUUUCCACCUUUCUUUGUUCACGGGUGGCAGAUUCUCCUGGCAAUGGCCAACUCCUUUUAUAGACGCAGAAACCCACGGUUCCCUCCUGCUUGCUUGGCUGUGUUUGUUCUCCAGAGAUAUGUUUGUUUCUUGUGCUGUUGCUUCUUCGCGGCCGGGAGGCCAUGUCUCCACUCGCUUUCGUGUUCCUCACCUGUUUCCCUUCUCCUUCUUCUUCUUCUUCUUCGUCUCGUUCUUUGUUGGAUUUGCUCACUCCUCCAACGCCACAAGAAAAGCCCCCGUCCACCACCAGCUCUCUCUCGACUUCUACUCGAAGACCUGCCCUCAGCUCGACCAGCUCGUCUCCUCCGUCACUUCCCGACGCUUCCAACAGAUCCCCGUCUCUGCACCCGCCACCAUUCGCCUCUUCUUCCAUGACUGCUUCGUUGAAGGCUGUGAUGCGUCGGUACUGAUUGCACCGAGCUCGGGUGGCAAGGUGGUGGUGGAGAGGGACGUGGGGGAUAACAAGAACUUGGCUCCAGAGGGCUUUGAGACCAUCGAUAUGGCGAAGGCAUUGGUGGAGAGCAAGUGCCCUGGAGUGGUGUCCUGUGCCGAUAUCCUCGCCGUUGCUGCUCGAGAUUUCGUCCAUCUGGCAGGAGGUCCCUAUUAUCCGGUCAUGAAGGGGAGGAAAGACAGCAAAGUCUCCCUGGCAUUCAAGGUCAGGCCCAACCUCCCCCGUGCCAACUCCACUACGGACGAGCUGCUCAGGCUCUUCGCCUCCAAAGGGCUGGGCCGAGAGGACCUCGUGGCCCUCUCCGGGGCCCACACCAUCGGCUACGCCCACUGCGACCAGUUCGUGAGCCGCCUCUACGAUUUCAAAGGCACCAAACAACCCGACCCGUUUAUGGACCCACGCCUCCUCAAAGCCCUCAAGAUGUACUGCCCCCCCUUUGGGGGCAACACGGACGUGGUCGCACCGUUCGACGUCCAAACCCCCUUCUCCUUCGACCACAUGUACUACGGGAAUCUGGAGGCCAAGAUGGGCUUGUUAUCCACGGACCAGGCUCUAUUUUUGGACCCAAGGACGAGGCCUUUGGUUCAGGAGUUGGGAAGAGAUAAGGCCAAGUUUUUUCAGGCCUUCUCUAUGGGCAUGGAAAAGAUGGGGUCCAUAAGAGUGAAGAAGGGGAACAAAGGGGAAAUUAGAAAGGAUUGUAGCAGGCAUCUUAGUUGAAUUGAUGGAGCUCUAGAGGGGUGUUGAUUGAUUCUGAAGGGCUGUUGUGAAUCAGUGUACAUUGUUUUGAGUUGAUUGAGUAUUGAGCUUCUUUUCUUUUCUUUUCUUUCUUUUUUUUUUUCUCUUUCUUUUUUUUUUCUUUUUUUUUUUUUAAUGCUAAGGCUUUUUAUUGUGUGAAAGAAACUGACAGAUUGAGCAUUUCUAGUUAUAUGGCUCGUUCUAAUUUUAUUGUCAAUGGAGGCUACAUGUGCAUGAACAGCACAGUAAUUGGGCUAGGUUGUUUGGAGCCAAUGCGAGUUAGAAGAACUGUUCACUAUCAAUGUUAAGAAGGGAAAAAAAUAAGCAAUGACGAUAUAAAUGGUAUGACUGGCAAGUGGCAGCUCAGUCUUGUAGAUG